Microplitis demolitor is the source of this 467-nucleotide messenger RNA. RefSeq lists its product as uncharacterized. The transcript is spliced from 3 exons. The coding region runs from base 177 to 443 and encodes 88 amino acids. Gene Ontology annotation, biological process: sensory perception of smell. The record is from RefSeq and is a predicted model, not a curated record. NCBI's taxonomy places the organism in Eukaryota, Metazoa, Arthropoda, Insecta, Hymenoptera, Braconidae. Gene Ontology annotation, cellular component: membrane. Gene Ontology annotation, molecular function: odorant binding; olfactory receptor activity.
UGUGCUGCUGCCGAAUAAAAAUUUAUUUCCAAACGCUAUUUACGUUAGUGUACAAAUAGUAAUUAAAAAUUGCCAUCGAAGUCGGCAUUGUUCUUGUCGAAGGGUGAUAAUUAGUUUCUUGAAUUUAUUGAUAAUAAGAAUAACGAUGGAGCCUGUUCGCCGUUUAUUCUACAACGAUGACUGGAUUAAAAACUGCAGAUGCAAUAUAUUCAUGCAAUUGGGAGCGAUCUAUGGUUAAUCACAAGGGUAAAUUUAGUGAUAAACAUCGACAAAUAACAGUUGAAAUAAAUCAAAUGAUAAACUUUAGUUUGAUGCGUGCCCAAAAACCGAUUUUUUUCAAUGGAGGAUUAUUUUAUAUUCUAUCUUUACAAACUUUCAAGGCAAUUACAGGUUUUGCAUUGUCAAAUGCUGUAGUACUACGUCAACUUUCCGGAGAAACAUAGAAUUUAUUUUCAACACAAAAAAAA